Sitophilus oryzae (rice weevil) is the source of this 3181-nucleotide messenger RNA. RefSeq names its product kelch-like protein 10 (gene klhl10). Bases 473 to 2590 code for a protein of 705 amino acids. The record is from RefSeq and is a predicted model, not a curated record. The transcript is spliced from 9 exons. NCBI's taxonomy places the organism in Eukaryota, Metazoa, Arthropoda, Insecta, Coleoptera, Curculionidae. Gene Ontology annotation, molecular function: protein binding.
GUCACUUUGAUUAGUCUAUUUUUUAAACAGUUUGUGCAAAAUUAUUUUUUUUGUUAGUGUUUGUGAAAAAUUUCCAGUGAUCGGUAUCAAGAAACAAUUCCAUAUCAUCGUUUUAAGAACUAACAAUGACCAAAUUGAUGAUGGUUCCUCGGUACAGGAAUCAGCUGGCUAGUUGUGUCGAAUCAAAAAAAUCAUAUAGAAGAAAGUUUCAUUAAAAUUCUUACACAUAAUUUUAUGGACAAUUAUAUUACGCUCUCAUAUAGGCUUUUAUGGAACGGAAUUCGGAAUCGUUUUCGAUUGCAUUACCUGAACCGAUCGACCACCAACCGAAACAGUAGUGUCACGUCGCGAUCAGUCAUUUUUUGGCAUUUCACCCCAUUUUUUCGAAAUUCACCCACGAUCUGGACUAAAUUACUAGUGAUUGAUUCUUUUGGGUGGUUGUGUACGGUGCACGCUGGCUCGGAACAAUGAAAUGGGCGAGGCGAAUUCGGGCGUGGAAAAGCCCAUGGAAAUAAGCGUGGGCCGGUCCAUGAGCAUGCAGGCGAUGCAGGCGCUGUUCGAACUCAAGGAGAACAGUCAGUUAUGUGACGCAACGCUCGUUUUGGAUGAUGGAUCCGAGGUGUUUGUCCACAGAGCGAUUUUGUGCGCCUGCAGCGCUUAUUUUAGGGCUCUGUUCACCACAAUUUUACACACAAAAGAAAAGAACAGAAUCCAACUGCCCGGUAUAACCAAGGAAAUGCUACAAACCCUACUCGUAUACGCCUAUCUGAGAAAACUAGACUUAAACGAUGAAAACGUUUAUUCCGUGUUGAUAGCUGCAGAUUACCUGAGCAUUUUGGGAGCUUUAGAUCUGUGCUGUAAAUAUCUAGAAUCCACGUUGAAACCGACGAAUUGUAUCAGUAUAUUGGCCUUUGCUAGAAGUCACUUCUGUCAAAAUUUGGCAGAAAGUUGCUGGAAGUAUAUUGUAAGAAACUUUCCACUUAUAGCAGUGCAAAGUAGGGAAAUCCUGAAUUUGUCUUUGAAAGAACUAGAAGAAAUAAUUAAUUCGGAUGAUUUAAAUGUAAAAAGUGAAGAAGUAGUUUGGGAAGUGAUAUUAAAAUGGAUAGAUUACUCUACCGAAGAAAGAAAAGGUCACAUUGUGGAGUUAAUGAAGUGUAUACGUUUGGGUUUGUUGGAUACACAGUUUUUCUUGGAAAGAGUGAAAGAUCAUCCUUAUGUAGCUAGUUGUGAAGCGAGCAGACCUAUGAUUAUAGAAACGUUAAAGUUUCUCUAUGAUUUAGAGAUGAUCACGCAUAGUCGGGACUUUGCCGCCACCCUCUCCUCCGCCUCCCAAUUCUUAUUAAUUUGGUCUACCAGGGACGGCGAGGUGGUGACGCCCGAAAUCGCCCGGCCCAGAGUGCCCCACGAGAUCCUGUUUGCCAUCGGCGGUUGGAGCGGAGGCUCACCAACGAACUUCAUCGAGACCUACGACACCAGGGCGGACAGGUGGGUCAAGGUGGAGGAAGUGGACGCUACCGGACCCAGAGCCUACCACGGUACAGCGGUGGUCGGGUUUAAUAUUUACGUCAUCGGUGGAUUCGAUGGUAUGGAUUACUUCAAUUCUUGUCGAUGUUUCAAUGCAGUAACUAAGGCUUGGAAAGAAGUAGCUCCUAUGCACUCAAAAAGAUGUUAUGUGAGUACGGCAGUUCUGGAUGACCAAAUUUAUGCGAUGGGAGGCUACGACGGACAUCAUAGACAAAACACCGCUGAGAAGUAUGACCAUAAAGCCAACCAGUGGACUCUUAUCGCUCCCAUGAACAUGCAGAGGUCAGACGCUAGUGCUUGUACACUUAACGGAAAGAUAUACAUUACUGGUGGAUUUAAUGGUCAGGAAUGUAUGCAUUCCGCGGAGGUAUACGAUCCAGAACUGAAUCAGUGGUCUCUAAUAGCGCCGAUGAGAUCGCGCAGAUCUGGAGUGUCCUGCAUUGCCUACCACGAACAAGUCUACGUAAUUGGAGGAUUUAACGGAAUCUCUAGGAUGUGUAGUGGAGAGAAGUAUAAUCCUCAAACCAACACAUGGACUGCUAUACCUGACAUGUACAAUCCCAGAAGUAAUUUUGCCAUAGAAGUCAUUGAUGACAUGAUAUUUGCAAUCGGCGGAUUUAAUGGUGUAACAACCAUCUACCACGUCGAAUGCUACGACGAGAAGACCAACGAAUGGUACGAGGCGACCGACAUGAACAUAUACCGGUCCGCGCUGUCGGCAUGCGUUAUAGACGCGUUGCCCAACGUUCAAGACUACAUACACAAACACAGGGACCGGCUGAUGGAGGAGAAGCGGCAGAAAAUGAUCGCUUUGGAGAACCAGCGGAACAUGGCAGGGAUUGUUAAUAACAAUAAUAAUAACCAACAGGAGAAUAUUGUUGCUGCUGUUAAUGCUAAUAUGCAGCAGCUCAAUAUACUACAGCAGCUAAACGCCAACCUCAACCCAGCACUACCACCAGCUGCACCACCUGUUCAAGCCGCUCCACAGCCGGUUCCAAAUCCCCAACCUAUGGACGUAGAUGACGUUGAAGAAGACAACAUCAAUAAUGUUGAAAACAUUCAAUAGGAAACGCUCCCUCAAAACAGGUUCAUAACAUGAACCAAACAGCAGAAUAUUUUGAGUAACAGCGCAAUUUGAAGACGAAUUUCAUUAUUUUUUUGAUGAAAAACUCGUCAACGUGUCGUGAUAACUCUAAAUACAAAAUCUUUGAAAUGAUUUUGUAUUGAUCAGAAUUAUUUAAUAAAGAGAUCCUUGGGCUAUUUACAAAUGACAUUGUUGUAGGAGUAUGUAUCUAAUUUUAACAAAUAACAUUAAACAGUUAUAAAAUAGAUUUGUUACGCAUAAUAAAUGUAGCAGAUGCGGUCUAAUUACAUUAAUUAAAUACAAUCCGCAUUAAAUAUUACGAAAGAACUGCAAUAAAAACGCUGUGCCCUUUGUUACAAGGCAAGUGGAUUUUUUAAACAAAUUCUCUUUAUUAAAUAAUUCAGAUGAGAGAGAAGAUUGGACGAUAGAGUAAAUACGCGAGCGCGCUACCUUGAGACAAAGACUCUAAAUUUUCACAGUAUUUGUGGUUAUUUAAUUAGCCUGUGAUCCUUUUUAUAUCUUUAUGAUUUAGGUAUUAUUAUACUGUUUACGAAUAUAUUUCAUCUUUAUACA